CUUUCCAUUAUACUCUAUUUCCUUUUGCUUCACUCCUGCAAAGUGCGUGCCGUCAUCAUCUCACAGUUUGAGGCUGUGUACCCUUUGCUAGUUUGAUAUCGACAUCGGGGACUGGCUUCUUCGAAUUAUUUCUCAUACAGUAAAGCCAACCAAAACGUAUACACAUCUACAUCGUCGACAUGGCCUUCAACGACGAGAAGAAGCGGCCAGCCGCUCUCAACCUGACACCCCAACGAACAAUGUCGGCCGGCUCAGUCUCUUCCAACAACUCAUCAUCCACAUCCUCAUCACUGGCCAAGCCUCCAAGGACACCACGAUUUGCCGAAGCCACCUCAGUACACUCGCCUGUCGAUGGACGAACACUACCCUUUUCUGACCAGUCGGAGGUUGCGCAUGCUCAGCCUGGAGAUGUUGGUUUUGGUUAUAUCGGGAAUGGAGGAAACAGGGAAUCAGUCGCCAUGCCAAUGACGCCAAGGUCGCCCCUCAAGAGUGCGAUGAAGGUUCCGGGAACACCAGGUCGGACUCUCGCCAAUCCUCUCAGCCCAACAUUCAGGGAAGAGGAGGAGCUGGAGGUAAAGGAAAAGUUGACGGAGAAGGAGCAGGCCAGGGAUUUGAAAAUCAAAACCCGGGUACGCAUGGCCAAGUUCGCUCUCCGCGGUGUCAACUUCAGCUGCAGUCUCAUCAUUCUCUCCAUGCUUUCGGCCUCGUUUUCCAUCUUCAACGCUACCCGACAUCUUCCGGCCAUGAACGGCCUUCCCGCCUGGGCCGCUGGCACCAACCCUUGGCCUCAAUACGUCGUUCUCGCCUGCUCCUGCGUCUCGCUGCUCAUCUGCAUCGGUGUCUUCAUUGGUUACUGCCGUGGGGGUCAUCAAAGGGCGGAGAAGGUUGGCGUGUACUACACGCUCUUUGCUGUGGGCUGGUUCAUUUUCAGCAUGAUCAUGUGGGCGGUGGCUGCCGGUAUCUUCCAAUUCACCAAGAACAACAGCAAGAACCAAGACAUGUGGGGUUGGUCUUGCGUUGAGAACCACCGCGCGGAGCUCUUCAAGGACAAGGUCGACUACGCGCUUGUGUGCCGUCUUCAGAACUGGGGUCUUAUCUGCAUGAUUAUCGAAAUCAUUAUCGAGAUCAUCAGUAUCACGCUCUACAGCAUCGUCUUCUACCGCUACUGGUCCAAGCGCAAGCUGCUCAAGACCAUGAACAUGCGCGACAAGGCCCGGUCCGACCUCUACCUCGCCCAGCUGCGCGUGCAAUCGGCGCCCAACACGCCCGGCUUCGGCCCCAAGUCGCCCACCUUUUCGCAAUACGCCCUCUCCCCCCGCUUCCCGCCCUCGCAGUACCAAUCCUUUGACGACGUCGAGAAGGGCUACGGUGCCGGUCCCACCCAGCAGCAGCAGCAGCCAUUCACCCCCGGCGGCGGCGGCCAGCGUCUCAUCAUCCCUCAGUCGUCCUCCUUCAGCUCGCCCAAGAUCGACACGGGUUUCAAGCUGCAGGCUCCUCCGUCAAAGGCCAACCCUGCCACGCCCGUCACGCCCAAGGGCGGGUUCAUGACGCCCUCGUCUUCCAACGCGGUCUCGCCCGUGGAUCCCAUGCCUCAAAUCAACCUGCCCCAGCCUCCCCCGCCGGUGGUGGUGCAGAUUGCGCACGCGCCGAUGGCGGAUGGCGAGCAGCAGUAUGAGGCGGUACCGAUCCCCGGCGCUUACGCCGGUCAGGCGAUCAAGAACCCCCCGCCGCCGACUAUGCAGACGAGGUUUGCUUAGGUGGUGGUCACUGGGUUCGGAUGAUGGCAAUGCCAGUGGCAGUGGGUGUCAAUAAGCAAGGCGAUGAAAGUAUAUAUAUCACCUCUUUUCUCUUCUAAAGCAAUCUCUUUUUCCCUUUGUUUAUAGGUUUUACUUUGUUUUGUUUCAAAUUGGAUAUACCAAAGGCGUUGGCAGGAUUACAACUUUUGUUUUUUUGGAAUAGCGAUGGGAAGCUAGGAUGGAUGGAUGGAUGGAAUGACGGAAGAAAAAUUGAGCGGAGCAGACAGAGAGUGUGUAUAAUAUGAGCGGGAACUCGAGAUACGUGAAAGAUGAAGAUGGAUGGACGGAUAAGAUGACAGAAGGUCAAGUUACCUUUUUUUCCCCUGAAACAGAUCAGACAGGAAAUGAACAAGAGAAUAGAAUUCUCUAUGUGUGUGUGUGG
Neurospora tetrasperma FGSC 2508 is the source of this 2178-nucleotide messenger RNA. RefSeq lists its product as uncharacterized. Bases 180 to 1757 code for a protein of 525 amino acids. The transcript is spliced from 3 exons. NCBI's taxonomy places the organism in Eukaryota, Fungi, Ascomycota, Sordariomycetes, Sordariales, Sordariaceae. The record is from RefSeq and is a predicted model, not a curated record.